This is a messenger RNA of Malania oleifera, 5273 nucleotides long. RefSeq names its product protein transport protein SEC16B homolog. Gene Ontology annotation, biological process: autophagy; COPII vesicle coat assembly; Golgi organization. Lineage: Eukaryota; Viridiplantae; Streptophyta; Magnoliopsida; Santalales; Ximeniaceae. Gene Ontology annotation, cellular component: ER to Golgi transport vesicle membrane; endoplasmic reticulum exit site. The record is from RefSeq and is a predicted model, not a curated record. The transcript is spliced from 14 exons. The coding region runs from base 392 to 4807 and encodes 1471 amino acids.
ACAGGUCCUCUGAGUCGUCCACGUGCUCCAAAGAGUCUAUCCGCUAGACGGCAGAAGAGCUCAGUCCAUAUCUGACUCCUGAGUCCAGAUUACCAAAUUGACCAUGAGUUCCUCGUGAUUGUGGUGUCUCGCGGUGACGACUGCGUCUCCUGCCGCCGUGAUCGAUGCUUUGUCUCUCUCUGGUCUUCCUCUUCUGUCUCCCCUGCCUGUCGUCGGUUCGCAGAUUCCCUUUGGUCGCGACUAAAUUGCAAAUACUGUUGGAAGGAAUUGUGGGUUUUUGUGAUUUUGGGUUUGACUUGUGGUCUUUUUGGAGCGAAUUUCAUCGUUUGGGGGUAGGUUGGAUCGAGCCCUGUUGUUGGGGGUAUUGAUCGUUGGGUUAGAGUGCUGCUAGAUGGCUUCUGCUUCAUUCCUGUCCGAGGAUCAGACGGACGAAGACUUUUUUGAUAAAUUGGUAGAUGAUGAGUUUGAUGGCAGUGGAUCUGGCCCCAGUUUUGUAAACGGUGACAACACAGGGGAGGUGGUGGAUGCGUUUUCAAACCUAAGUGUCAGUGAAGUAGGUCCUGCUGUAGAAGAUUCUGGUGGCAGCAGCGAUACUGAUUUCGAGGUUGAUGGUGAAAAGAGUUUAAGAGAUGGGGUUGUGCCAGCACAUUCAGCUGCUCACGAGGAUGUUGGAGUUGCAAAAGAAAACAUUUCGUUGAUGCCCAAUAGUAUUACUGAGUCUAGUGUUGCUGCACCGGAGACCCAAUACGUGUUGGAUAGUGCAAGUAGUAAGAAUGCUGUAUCAAGGGAUGCAAGUGUGAAGGAAAUCCAGUGGAGCUCAUUUGACUCGGAAUCACAUCUGCACAAUGGAUUUGGGUCAUGUUCAGAUUUUUUUAAUGAAUUGGGUAAUAGUUCUGGAGAACCAUUUGCAAAGGCAGCAGAAACUGCUGCAGCUGAAUCCAGUAAUAUGGCUGGUGUUUUGGAUAAUUCAACUGGCCAUUUGGGUUCUUCCAGUUCAGUCCCUGCUGCACAUGAAUCCUGUAAUAUGGCUGGUGCUUUGGAUAAUUCAGCUGGUGAUUUAGGUUCAGAUAGUUCACUACUGCAUCAAGAGGGCCAAAACAGUGUUGUGGGUACUGAACAUACUGUAGAUGGGCAGGAUUUGAGUAGCAGUCAAUAUUGGGAAAGCCUCUAUCCUGGGUGGAGGUUUGACCCUAAUAUCGGAGAAUGGCAUCAGGUGGAUGGUUCAGGUACAAUCUCAAAUGUGAAUUCAAAUGUGAGUUAUCAGGAUAAUUUUGAUGCUAACGCUCCCUCAGCUGGUGAUGGGGUUGAUUUUGACCAGAGAUCAGAUGCCUAUCAUUUCCUGCAGACAGCACAGGUUGGUGUGGGAAGUGUAGCCAAUGACUGCACAGCUAGUAAUGUCUCUAACAUUAAUCAAGUUUCGCAAGGGAAUGCAGAAUACCCAGCACACAUGGUGUUUGAUCCACAGUACCCUGGUUGGUACUAUGACACAAUUGCUCAAGAAUGGCGGUUGUUGGAGUCUUACACUUCAGAUGUAAAUCUCCCUGCAAAUGUUGAUCAAAUCCAGCAAAUUCAAAUUAGGAAUGAUUCAACGGGUGAUUUUUCCCCCCAAAAUCAUAAUUCUUGUGGUAAUCAUGAGCAACUUGAAGACUAUGGGUCACAAGGCCUGAACAGUAAAGACCGAGUCAUGAAUGGGGCUGGUUCUGUUAGUAAUUAUGAUCAACAACGAAUGAAUGUGUGGCAGCCUGAGUCAGUUUCUAAGAGUGAGGGUGUAGCUUCUACUCAAAGCUGCCAGUUAGGGAACUUUUAUGAUUCAACUGGUCAUGUGAACAAUUCUGCUGAUCAGCUAAUGGGUUUCAACUCCUCUGGAGUUUCCGCUCAGGAACAUAUAAAUCAAAGUUUUAGUGGCACAAAUGGUGUUUCUGGGUUUCCAAGCUUUAUUCCCAUUGAAAAUUUCUCCCAGCAUAAUAAUCAACUGAAAAUGGGACUAGGCCAGCAGAUACAUUCCUCAUCCACUUAUUUUGAUACUCAGAAUUCAUCAAAUUUUUCACAGCAGCCUCUUCAGAGUGGCAUUCAUUUCUCAUCUGCUGUUGAUGUGGGAAGAUCAUCUGCAGGGCGUCCUCCACAUGCACUGGUAGCGUUUGGAUUUGGUGGAAAACUCAUUGUCAUGAAAAACAGCAGUUCUUUUCAAGCAAACUCAGCAUAUGAAAACCAGGAAUCGGUGGUUAAUGUUCUCAACUUGAUGGAAAUUGCUAUGGACAAGACUGUUGCUUCAAACAUCGGAGUGGGUGCAUGUGAUUAUUUGAAUUUGCUAUGCCAGCAAACUUUCCCUGGUCCAUUGGUUGGUGGGACCAGUGGAGGUAGAGAAUUGAAUAAAUGGAUGGAUGACAAGAUUGCAAACUGUGAAUCUUCGGACAGGUUGCUGUUUUGUUUACUGAAAAUAGCAUGUCAACAUUAUGGAAAACUUCGAUCUCCCUUUGGCACUGAUCAAGCACUGAAGGAAAGCAAUUGUCCAGAAUCCGCUCUAGCUAAGCUUUUUGCAUCUGCGAAAAGAAAUGUGCAAUUGGGUGAGUAUGGCACUAUUACUCGCUGCUUGCGGAACUUGCCUUCUGAAGGACAGAUUCAGGCUACUGCUCUUGAGGUACAGAAGUUUCUUGUUUCUGGCAAAAUGGUAGAAGCUUUGCAUUGUGCACAGGAAGGUCAGUUAUGGGGACCAGCACUUGUUCUUGCCAGUCGACUUGGUGAUCAGUUUUAUAGCGACACCUUGAAGCAAAUGGCACUACAUCAGUUAGUAGCAGGAUCACCAUUGCGGACAUUGUGCCUGCUAAUUGCAGGGCAGCCUGCACAAGUGUUUUCUGAUACUACAACUAGUUACACUGUACCUGGUGCUGCAAAUGUAUUUCAGCGGCCUAUUCAGCAGGUUGGAGCUAACUGUAUGCUAGAAGAAUGGGAAGAGAAUCUAGCAGUAAUUACCGCAAACAGAACAAGCGAUGAUGAGCUUGUUAUUAUUCAUCUUGGAGAUUGCCUGUGGAAAGAAAGUGGUGAUGUCUCUGCUGCCCACAUCUGUUACUUAGUUGCAGAAGCAAACUUUGAGUCAUAUUCAGACAGUGCAAGGCUGUGUCUUAUUGGUGCAGAUCAUUGGAAAUGUCCCCGAACAUAUGCUAGCCCUGAGGCUAUUCAGCGGACUGAAUUAUACGAAUACUCAAAGGUUAUUGGGAAUUCGCAGUUUAUCCUUCUACCCUUUCAGCCAUACAAGCUUAUAUAUGCACACAUGUUGGCUGAAGUGGGAAAAGUUUCAGAUUCUUUGAAGUACUGUCAAGCGAUUUUGAAGUCACCUAAGACCGGUCGAGCACAAGAAGUUGAGACAUGGAAAACUCUAGCAUCAUCUCUUGAGGAGCGUAUAAGGUUCCAUCUUCAGGGCGGUUAUUCUGCUAAUUUGGCUCCAACCAAGCUGGUGGGUAAAUUGCUCACGCUUUUUGAUGCUACUGCUCAUCGUGUGGUUGGAGGCCUACCACCAACUGUACCUUCAACAUCACAUGGCAAUGAACAUAUUCACCAACCAGCAACAUCACACAGCAACAUGCAGCAUAAUGAACAUAUUCACCAAAUAGAAACAUCACAUAGCAACAUACAGCAUAUUGAACAUAUGUACCAACCAGGAAGCACAAUAGUGUAUAACAGUCACUCAACAAUGGCCAUGUCUUCAUUAAUUCCUUCAGUAUCGAUGGAACCCAUAAGUGAGUGGACAGGCGAAACAAAUCAGCUGACGGUGCCUAAUAGAAGCGUUUCAGAACCUGACUUUGGUAAAAGCCCUGCAAAGAUUGAUGCAUCCAAGGAAGCAAACACACCUGAUACCCGUGAUAAAGGGGCAGUGUCGACUGGUCUAUCGCGUUUUGGUCAUUUUGGCUCACAACUGUUCCAAAAGACUGUGGGGUUGGUUGUAAGAUCCCGACCAGAUCGGCAGGCUAAAUUGGGUGAGAAGAAUAAAUUCUAUUAUGAUGAAAAGCUUAAGCGGUGGGUUGAGGAAGGUGCUGAACCUCCUGUAGAGGAAUCAGCCUUAGCACCACCGCCAACUGCUGCUGCUUUGCAGAAUGGAAUGCCAAAUCAUUAUAUCAAAGAUGCGCCCGAAAAUGAGAGCUUACAACCCAGUGGUGGGCCACAAUUGAAAAGCUCAAUCUCUUCUGACAGGAUCUCAGGGAUCCCUCCCGUUGCUCCUGGCUCAAACCAAUUUUCUGCUCGUGGAAGGAUAGGCGUUCGCUCAAGGUAUGUCGACACGUUCAACAAGGGUGGCGGAACCCCUACAACCUUGUUCCCGUCACCAUCCAUUCCAGCUGCAAAAUCUGGGGGUGGUAUCAAUGCGAAGUUUUUCAUCCCCACUCCAGCAGCCUCUGGCGAAGAAGCAGUACAAGCAACUGGAGAAAACACUCAGAAAGCUGUUUUGACCAGUGAGAAUUCCCCUACAUCUGCCGGAUUUGACUCACUUUCAUCAACUUCAACAUUUACAGUUUCCUCGGCGGCAACAUUUACUCCAUUGACAAUGCAGCGAUUUCCUAGCAUGGAUAACAUUGCACACAAGAGAACAGGAGUGAUGGGAAACAGUAGUAGCUCCCAUCCCCCCAAUUCCCGACGAGCAGCAUCAUGGAGUGGAGGUCUUAGCAAUGCAUCCAAUCCCUCAAAUAUGGCUAAAAUACAACCUUUGGGAGAGCCAUUAGGUGUGGGGCGGCUGUCAUUUGUGCCAAGCGAUCCUUCAACACAGUUCCCAAUGAACAGUAGCAAUUUUGGUGAUGAGCUGCAUGAAGUUGAGUUAUGAGGCAUCAGGAGUAAGUUGUAUAUCUCCAAUUUUACUUCUCCUGAUGAUCAUUGUCUCAAUUGGUUAUUUUUAUAAACUCUACAAAAAGAACUGAUAUUGACCGAUGAUGCUGGCUGCCGGUUGGAUAAAGAUUUUGGCAAAAUACCUUGACAGGCUUCAGAGAUUUAUACACCCUGUGACCAGAAUUUGGUCUGGAUGCCCAUGGUGCAGCCAGAUCUCCUUUGCGAUGAGGGAGCAGGUUUUGGAAUUGUACAUAUUAAUUUGUUGAUUUAUUAGAUACAGGUCGCCUUGAAGAAGAGAGAAGCAGACGUAAGUAGAGCAUCCCUUCCAUGAGUACUCAAGGUGAAAGUUGCGAUUUGAAAGUGAAAGAAUAAUGUGUUCAUCUUUGAUUAGUUACAGAUAAAUCAAGAUAGUUGUUUAAAUACAGAGGAAUUUUGGAAUGAGAGGCUGAAGAUCUGCUUCAAAA